Molecule: messenger RNA, 3681 nt
Organism: Galleria mellonella (greater wax moth)
Lineage: Eukaryota; Metazoa; Arthropoda; Insecta; Lepidoptera; Pyralidae
Gene: Smg5
Product: nonsense-mediated mRNA decay factor SMG5
Exons: 4
Coding region: 194-3166 (990 amino acids)
Biological process (GO): nuclear-transcribed mRNA catabolic process, nonsense-mediated decay
Cellular component (GO): telomerase holoenzyme complex
Molecular function (GO): protein binding; telomerase RNA binding; telomeric repeat DNA binding
Source: RefSeq, a predicted model, not a curated record
CAUGAAAUAUCCUUUUUUAACUGUGGUCGCAAAAUUUACCAGUCACAUUAAAAAAUAUCUUUGUUCUAUUUUCAGGAAAUGUGUAAAAUGUUCCUGGAGAAAUGAUCGAUACGAAUGUUGAUAGUAAUAUUCAGAAGUCAAAGAAUUUAAUUCCAAUAACAACAUCUUGACAAGGUAGUACAAUGACUUGAAAAUGAAGAACGGAUGUAAAGACAUUUUGGAGGCUAAAGUUGCUGAUCGUAAUGAACGUGCCAAAAAACUUUAUUGCUAUGUUACCGACGUAGCCAGGCGUGUCAGCGAAACCACAACUUCCAGCCGAUCUAUCACUGACCUUUUCGCAACUCAUCUUGAAGUUCAACGUCAAAAACUAAGGGACAAUUGUGAGAAACUACUGUUUUUGGACCCAUUGAACUAUGGAAAAAAAGCAAUUGAACUACUGUGGCGAAAAGUUUACUAUGAAGUUGUUUAUGCUGCAAAAAAAUUGCGUGAAUCUGACAAUGAGUAUGACAGUUACCUAUUCACACAUAUAGUGUGUGGAAUAGGACAUUUUCAUCAUUUUAUCACAAGAAUACAAUCUGAAAUGAAGUUACAUUUUAAAGAAUUAGAUUACAUUCCACUGCAUAAGGAUGAGGAAACAGGAGAAUCAAAUCUAACUCCAGGAGAAGAAGAAUUGCAGUUUGGAAAAUUUGCAUUGCAUUCAUGUUUAAUUUAUCUGGGAGAUCUAAGUCGCUAUCAAGCAGAAAUAUUUCAUACAUUUGAUUCUUCAAUUGCAGCACGCUAUUAUCUCCAAGCUGCACAUAUUGACAUGUCUUCUGGAAUGCCAUUUAACCAAUUAGGUAAUCUAUAUUUAGACAAAAAUUACAAUUUGGACUCUGUCUGUUACUAUAUUCACUGUCUUAGUUGUGCAUCACCUUUUGAUGGAGCUAUGGGCAAUUUGACAAAAAUAUUUGAAAAAAAUUCUCAGUUUUGUGAAACAUUAAAUAUUUCUGAAUCUUUGACACAGACAGAACAUAUUCAAAAUACAAUUGCUAAUUUCCUUUCCUUAAUUGAAAUUUGGUAUUUGGGAAGUAAUGACACAAACAUCCCACAAAGAUGUAAUACUAUUGCUCAUGAACUAAAAAUUGCACUAGAAUUUGAGAAGUCCCCACUGCCUGAUAUGAAUAAAAAUUAUGACGAUUAUGUGCAGGCUAUAGAAGAGGAGAGCAUUAAUCCAUCUUACUUUAAUUGCAAUCUUGUUCAUAAAACAGUUCUUAUAUGUUUGUUGACAAUGUCAAAAAUGAUUGAAACAGAUGAAGCAAAAGCAUUUGCUUGUAAAGCUUUUACUUUGGCUUUGUUAUCACAAUUAUUACAGAAACUAUUACAACAAAUUGAAAGCUUUGGACUUAAAAAUCCAGCUCACAAUUAUAGAACUAAAGUUUUUCAUGCACAACAUUCAAAAUUAGAUGAACAGACAGAAAAGUUGGAAAAACAGGAGUCUGAUGUGGUUGAAAAAGCAGGUGUCAAUGAUGUUAAAAAUACUGUGGAUAGUCAAGAGGAAACUCUUGAAAAGAUAACUGAUAAUAAUGAAAAACUACAAAAUGGUGAUAUAAAGAGUCAUAAUAAUAAAAAGACACCAGCAAAAAGACGUCGUCGAAGACGCUUAGCUUCAUCAGAAAGUUCUGAUAUGACUGAUGCAGAUACAGAAAGUAGUGAAGUAGAUACUGACGAGUCAAAUUCUGAUGAAGAUGAAUCAUCGGACUCCAGCUAUGAAUCUGAAGAUGUUGAUGUUAAAAGUGAUGAUUCAAUGUAUGAUGGUACUGAUACAGAAGAAUGUGAUACUAAACUGAAUGGAGAUGUUGAUAAAGGAGAACUAAAAGAUAUAAAAAAAGAAGAAGAACUCAAUGGAGAUAUUCAAAUAAACUGUUCUAAAUCAAAUGAUAAAAAUGAAGCACUUCAAAUCCAAGAUAUUCAAAAUUUUUUGCUUGGAAAUAACUUUUUACCUAGUAUAAAAUUAUUGCAAGAUUGGAUUCUUACAGAAAAAGAUUUGAUAUUAUCCUGUGGUGAUAGUGGGGAAACUUUAUUUCAGUGUGUGGUAGACUUGCUAAAUAUAUUUUCAUAUUAUUUCAAAUCUAAAAUAGAAUUCUAUGAAAACAAAGACUGUAAAGUACUGAAGUAUGCUAAACAUGUAGCUCAAAAAUUUAUGCUGGAGUAUAAAACUAUACCUUUGCCAGAAGAUGUUAAUUUACGAGGAACAAAUAUUUGUAAAUUUGAUAAAGAUGCUGCAGAAUGGCAAAUUCUAGAUAGGUAUACACCUUCCGUUUAUGAAGAGAACAUUAUACGAAUUUUGAACUUUAUAGAUUUUGGGAAUCAAAUUGCAAAGAUUGUACCACGCAUCAGAUUUAAUAGAUCUAUGAAAAUAUUUUAUUUGAAAAAAACUCAACCUCCUAAGCUUAAUACUAAAAUUAACCAGAAGAGAAGCAGGGAAUGGCACAAUUCUAAAAAACAUAUGGAGGCAGGGGGCGGCGGAACUAACGCCGCGGCCGGGGGAACUAGCGGGCUGCUGCGGCGAUUGGGUCGGCUCUGGCUGGCGUCGCAGGUGCGCGAGUUAGAACGCAGCGGCCGCGCCGCCGCCGCCGCCGCGCCCGCGCUGCUCGUGCUCGACUCUGCCGCGCUCAACAUCCAUCUGCGCAAAGUUAAACACCUACUUCGCGCGCGCAACUUUAUUCUACUUAUUCCAUCUGUCGUGCUACAAGAACUUGACAAUUUGAAACGUGAACAGAGCACAGCGCGCGACGCCAUCCGUUGGCUCGAGAUCCAACUAAAAAGCGGAUCACGGUUUUUACGUGCUCAACGACCUGGUCAAUCGAGGCCAUUACCAUUGCUCAAAUAUCCUCGCAAAGCACCUCCACACGUUCAUAACUAUAUACAGAUAUUGGAAUUUUGCAACCAUUUCAUAGCAGAUGAGAAACAAGGCCAGGGAGGUAAUGGCGACCCCGAUAGCACGGUUCAAGGGAAAUCGACACCGUUGCUUAUAUUACUAGUAGGCAACGAGCCCAGCAUCGACGAACAACACAAGGAAUUCAGUUUGACAGGUGCAGCUCAAGCAGCUGCAAUAUCUGUGGAACACAUCGGCGAUUUCUAUACAAAAUGGCGUCAAAGCGUUCAUAAGAAUGGCAAGAAGAGAUGAACAAAUUUUCAUUGAAUUGAGGUUUUGACUGCAGAGAAAAGAAUGGACAGCGACGCUCUUCACUUGCAAUUGCGAAUUGAAUCAUCUCGGUCAGAAAGACCAUGAUUGAUAUUAUUGCGCAAUUACGUUGAGCGUAUGUCAUAAAGUAAUAUCGUAACAAAUAUUUCGGCUCACGAUAAGUCGAUGAUAAUAACGAUUUCUGAUCAUUAUCAAUGGAUGUCAAUGAAAUGUUUAUAUUGUAACAUUUAUUAUCACUACGAUCAUCUAUUUUUUCAUAAAUUCAUUAUUUAUCAUCUAUUGUCUACAUGGUAUGUGUAAUUACCUGUCCACAUUUCGGGGAUAAUUAUCAUUUUCUGAGUUCAGUCAUCAUUAUUUUAGUUACCUACAUAAUUCAUCUAUCAUCUAUAGGUAUCAAAUGUAUUGGGCUCUAAGUUUCGUACUUUGGUCUUGUAUAUUUGGUUUCUUUAUUCGGAAAUAUAAUUUUCAUUCUUUAAAUAAAUAUGUUGUUACAGUAA